ACGGUUAGCUCCGGGUUCAAAGAGAGACUGUGUCUCAAGGAAAGUAGGUAAAGAAGAGGACACCCAAUGUCAUCCAGUCUCAAACACACACACACACACACACACACACACACACACACAGAGAGAGAGAGAGAGAGAGAGAGAGAGAGAGAGAGAGAGAGUCACACAAACACACACGCACCCACACACGCACACAUGCACAGAGAGAGAACACUGUUUCCAGUCUAUUUUUAAGUGUGAUUCAUGUCCCCAAAUCUGCAAUUUACAGAUGAAAAGAUUGAAAGAGAAGACUAUGAUUAUGAAAUCAUCAGCCCACACCCAUUGGGCACUUUCUUUAACAAGUUCUGCGGGUUGCAUACUGUUAGACCUAGCCAGCACUUGAAAGGCUGAAGCAAAAGGAUAGCAAGCCCAAGGCUAGCUUGGACUAUAUGCCAGGAUGUGUGUGUGUGUGUGUGUGUGUGUGUGUGUGUGUGUGUGUGUGUGUGUGUUAGAAGCUAUGUUAAGUGCCUGCUGCACUGUCUCAGAGUCUUACUGAGUAUGCAGCAACUCUAUGAAGUCAGUCCUGCAGUUUCUCCCCUUUUACAGAUAAAAGAGCUGAGGCUUUUAAGUUAAGUGACCCAGUACUAAGUGGCAGUCACAUUUUAAGAUCCAUCGUGCACCAAAGCCCAUGUCUUUAUACCAUGACAAGUCACUUUUCCACACAUAGACAGUAGAGAGCCUGAAAGGGUAAGAACUAUGGUCACUCUACUUCCUAUUUUAGUAUAGAUAAUAUCCUACAUUAUAUCCUCUUAAUGUGUUUAUUAUGAUGCAUGGUCUCAACAACACUGACAUGUAUAGUCAGGUGCUGUACUAAACUGAUGUAAAAAUUUCUGGACUGUUUAAGCUUUGAGGGAGAAUGGGGUUUAGAUUUUUUUAAGGAACUGUCAAUCACUUGAUUUGAGUAUUUCAGUGAAGCAGACUGCUAUGGAGAAGACUGUCUCCCGUGUGCUAUUAAAAAUUGAGCUCAUGACUACUGUCUGUCCUUUUAGAAGACUCAGAGGCUGCAGUCUGUGACCUCAUGUAGAAAACAGCCACCGAGGCUCUAGCCAGGAUCAUUUUUAGGUCUUUAAUUUUGGCAAGCACACAUUUGAAAAGCAGAUUAAAUUCGUCCAAUUUGUUUUAGAAGUAUAUAUUACGAAGCACAGGGAGGCUCCGAACCCACAAGGCAGAUCUGGAGAAGUUUUAAUGGCGAGCUGUUCUGAAGGUAAACAUUCCCCUGGAAGCCUUGGUUGCUGCCUGCUCAGAAACUUCUUCCCAUCUGUUUCAUUGUCGUGCAGCGUGUCAUAGUAUUUUCUUGGCAUCCACUUGACAUAUUGCUAAAAUGCUACCUUUCCCCCUGUCAUUUUCAAGAAAAACUUAGAAGUAUGCCACUUUUCCCCCCUGUAACUUUGAGGAAACUAGAACACAGCAGGUGGUGUUUCACGUGGACACUUUUGAAAGUUUGUUUCUUCUUACCUCCAAAGCCCUCUGUGGAGAAUUAGUAGAAGGUUGAAGCAUGCAUGGAUAAAAUGGAUCGUCUUAAAGGAUUGCUACUCCAAAAAUACAUCAGCAGGACUGGGCAGGUUUGACUUAAUGAGAUUCCUAUUUUAGCUUGACUCCUGGAACUCUGAAGAACUAUAAAUUGAGCCACACAAGACCCUGGGAAGGAGGCGCCUCUUUGGGUCGCAUAUAGAAUUUCCUUCAGACUCUGAAAAGAUAUGUCUAGUUGUCAGUUUCCUAAAGAAUUAGACUGUUGAUAUUUAGCAAUUUUAAUACAGGAAAGGAUAGAUAGAAAUCCCUGGCACAUAUUGCACUGAUAACCAAAUUUGGUUACAGAAACUGGUACUGGGAGCUCAGAGACGAGGUCUGCACCAGGGACGAGGUCUGCACCAGCGGCCGCUGAGAUGGCAGAGGCUCCUGCAGAAGCCGUGACUCAGCCAGUAACCGUGAAGAAAAAGAAGAGUUUGUCCAUUGAGGAAAAGAUUGACAUCAUAAACGCAGUGGAAAGUGGCAAGAAAAAGGCAGAGAUCGCAGCUGAAUAUGGAAUAAAGAAGAAUUCAUUGUCUUCCAUUAUGAAAAACAAAGACAAAGUUCUGGAAGCCUUUGAGUCCUUGAGAUUUGAUCCGAAGAGAAAAAGACUGAGAACGGCGUUUUAUACGGAUCUGGAAGAGGCAUUGAUGAGAUGGUAUCGGAUUGCCCAGUGUCUAAAUGUUCCAGUUAAUGGUCCGAUGUUGCGUCUGAAAGCUAAUGAUUUUGCCCAGAAGCUGGGACACAAUGACUUUAAGUGCAGCAACGGUUGGCUGGACCGUUUUAAGUCCAGGUACGGCUUGGUAUUCAGAGCUCAACCUGUAGAAGCCACGGGAAUAUCUAUAGACCCUUCCACUGUCUGGUACCAAAAUGUGCUUCCUUAUUACUUAAAUGAUUAUCAUCCCCGAAAUGUUUUCAAUGUAAAAGAGACUGGACUGCUUUAUCGCAUGUUACCUACAAAUACAUUUGCAUUUAAAGGAGAGACAUGUUCAAUUGGAAAGUUGUGCAAAGACAGGAUAACGCUAGCAGUCGGUACAAACAUGGAUGGUUCCGAGAAGCUUCCUUUGCUUAUUAUUGGGAAAAACCGAACUCCACGUUGUUUCAAAGGUGUAAAAUCAUUGCCUGUGCAUUAUGAAGCUAGCAGAACGGCAUGGAUGACUGCAGCCAUAUUUGAGCAGUGGAUGCGGAAGCUUGAUGACAAAUUUCAAGCCCAGCAACGAAGAGUGGUGAUUUUUGUUGAUUCUUUUCCAGCACAUCCAGAGGUGAAAAACCUAAAGUCUAUUGAGUUAGCAUUCUUCCCAUCCUGCUUGUCUUCCGAAUUUGUAGCUAUGAAGCAGGGUGUUAUUAAAAGCCUUAAAAUCAAAUAUCGGCAUUGUCUUAUCAAGAAAUUUUUAAGUUCUGUUGAAAGUAGCAAAGAAUUUACAUUUUCGCUGCUAGAUGCGGUUGAUACAUUGCAUCUCUGCUGGAGAGCUAUAACCCCAGAGACCAUCGUUAAAAGCUAUGAAGAAGCGGGGUUCAGGUCCCCCAAAGGGGAAAAUGAUACGCCGCAUUCAGAGAGUGACGCUACUUUUGACCUAGCUGCCCAUGCUCUGGGAGCAGGAGUCGAGCUUCCCGAAGGCUUGUCCAUAGAGGAAUACGCUGCCCUGGACGAGGAUCUAGAGACCUGUGAAGCCACCCCAAAUGAUGAUGCAAGUAAACCAGAUGAAACUGGUUUCUAUGUGUCUGAUGAGGAGGAGGAGGAGGAGGAGGAGGAGGAUAGUGGAGCUCCAGAAGUGGACCCACCCUUACCAUCCAAGAAUGAAGCAAUCGAAGCUGUAGGCACACUUAAAAGAUUUCUUAGAAGUCACGAGAUGAAUGAUGAACUCCACAAUUCUUUAGCAGACCUUGAAAACUUUAUUAACGCUUUGUCACCUAAAUAGUCAUGGAUUGUACAUCUGCGGAGCAGGAACUUUCCCCCGUGUGUUUUAUUAUGUAAGGAACAUAAAAGGAAAGUAUCAAUUAAAUAAGAAAAGAGAAAAACCUAA
This is a messenger RNA of Mesocricetus auratus (golden hamster), 3569 nucleotides long. RefSeq names its product tigger transposable element derived 4 (gene Tigd4). Gene Ontology annotation, cellular component: nucleus. Gene Ontology annotation, molecular function: DNA binding. NCBI's taxonomy places the organism in Eukaryota, Metazoa, Chordata, Mammalia, Rodentia, Cricetidae. The transcript has a single exon. Bases 1923 to 3464 code for a protein of 513 amino acids. The record is from RefSeq and is a predicted model, not a curated record.